This is a messenger RNA of Onychostruthus taczanowskii (white-rumped snowfinch), 945 nucleotides long. RefSeq names its product SREK1 interacting protein 1 (gene SREK1IP1). Gene Ontology annotation, molecular function: nucleic acid binding; zinc ion binding. The transcript is spliced from 5 exons. The record is from RefSeq and is a predicted model, not a curated record. Bases 64 to 534 code for a protein of 156 amino acids. NCBI's taxonomy places the organism in Eukaryota, Metazoa, Chordata, Aves, Passeriformes, Passeridae.
CCUUCCGGCGGGGAGAGGUGUCGUUGCGCGUGCGGGCCGGUCCAGUCCGGAGAGAGCGGCGGGAUGGCGCUGCCGGGUGGAAAUAAGGAUAAUAUCAGAGCUGGAUGCAAGAAGUGUGGCUACCCUGGUCAUCUGACAUUUGAAUGUCGAAACUUUCUCCGAGUAGAUCCUCAAAGAGACAUUGUUUUAGACGUCAGCAGCACUAGCAGUGAAGACAGCGAGGAAGAGGAACUACAGAGAUUACAAGCCAUGCGUGAAAAAAAGAAUUUAAAUGAAGAGGAAGAAAAAAAGAAACAAAAAAGAAAAAGCAAAGAGAAAACAAAAUUAAAAAGACCAAGGAAAAGAUCUUCCUCAUCAAGUUCAGCAGAAGAGGAUGAACCAAAGUCAAAAAAACAAAAAUCACACAAAAAAGAAAAGGAAAAGGGGAAAAAGCAUAAAUCUAAGAAAGGAAAGCAUCAUAAAAAGGAGAAAAAGAAGAGACGAAAGGAAAAAAGUUCAUCUUCUAACAGUUCAGACAGUUCGAGUAUUGACUGACAUGGUGGUCUGCUUUUGCUUUUGCUUCUGCAGAGAAGAUGAUUUUCCUUUCAUAGUGAGUUUAUUUAUGCUUUGCAAUUCUGUUUUAAAACGGGAUAUGUUUUUUUUUUUUGAGAAAUCUAUUAGCAUACAUCAGUGCAUCAGAUUAUUAGAUGGACCAUUUUAUGAACAAAAUCUGCUUUUCUAUUUCAGGUUUACUAAAACUAAACCAUGCAACUACUUCACUCUUAAUUCAGUUGUGAUUGUGUUUGAAAUCCUUUACAGUAGGAUGUGGUAAAUUUCAGUUCACAAGCCUUUGUGUAGAAAGAUAUGGACUUAAAUAUGCUUAAUGUCAGAAUGGUUACAUCAGAUUUGGAAAUUCAAGUGAGAUUUUCUAUUAUCCUUUAAAUAAAUGUAUGUUUCACACAACAC